Molecule: messenger RNA, 1673 nt
Organism: Cephus cinctus (wheat stem sawfly)
Lineage: Eukaryota; Metazoa; Arthropoda; Insecta; Hymenoptera; Cephidae
Product: gamma-tubulin complex component 5
Exons: 8
Coding region: 207-1658 (483 amino acids)
Biological process (GO): spindle assembly; mitotic cell cycle; cytoplasmic microtubule organization
Cellular component (GO): equatorial microtubule organizing center; spindle pole; gamma-tubulin complex
Molecular function (GO): microtubule minus-end binding; gamma-tubulin binding
Source: RefSeq, a predicted model, not a curated record
UUCUUCUUUGUAUUGGCAUUUUACUUGUUAAUUAUUUUCUUUUCUAUUUUACCACGUGUUCCCUUUUCUGUUCGAGAUCCCUCCGCCCUGUAUUUGCGAUAGCUGUUCUUGCGAGACCCUGGGCCAUUUUCGUGGCCCGGUACGUCACAAUAUGUAUAUGUUACAGUUAAUAACCCCAUGGAAGGGUGUCGGUCGUACCAGGAAGAAUGACCUUUUUGUCGUCAUUCCAGCUCAGUGCUAUUGUUUUCUGUUGUACGAUCCUUAGCCCUGACGUAUCUGUUGGAGCAUUGAGCUACGCCACCUCGGAUACAUCUCUCGAUAAACAACAACAUCUCUACAUCAGUCAGCAGUUCAAGUUCAACACCCUUACAAGAGUAUCACUGAAUGAUGAAUUAAUGAGAGAAAUAAUAUUGGAAUUUUCAAAUUACAAUUUUUCUAAAUUGGUCGAUGAGAAAGACAUCGCCCUAUCAUUUGUAACAACAGAGAACAUCUCAUUAUGUACACAUGAUACCAACAUCGAAGAGAAUAUAAUACAACAAAUGACAAAAAUGGAAAAUCCAUUUCUGAUAAAGGCUUUAGAGAAAUAUUUGCCCUUUAAUAUGGUUCAAAAAGACAAGAUAAAUGGGUUGAUUUCCAACAAAUUUUCAAAUGCGCAGUUGGAGCAUGAUAUAUAUUAUAAGCUUAAGAAAAUGUCAGAAUUCGUUCUUCCGUGCGGAAAAGUCUUAAAAAAUACAUUAUCUAGAAUUUUGAUUUUACGAUAUAGUGGAACAAGUAAACUAGUUAAAGAUAUCAUGUUAAAGGAACAUAAAUUAGACGUACACUUGAAGAUCGUGAGAAGUGUAUACAUGAUGGAAAUGGGUCACGUCAUGAACAAAUUCUGUAAAAUAAUAUUUACAGAGAUUGAAACAAAUGCUACGUGGAAUAACUCGAACUUUUUGACUAGUAUUCUUGAAGAAAUUCUCUCUCAGGAGUGGUCCGAGUCAAACUCACGCUGGUCUAUUAUUACUGAUCCUGUUCUAACGUAUCAAGUUCUGCGAGCUAUUGACGGUAUAACGUUACAUUAUGCAAUUGAUUGGCCUGUGAGCAUGUUUCUCAAUGAAGAAACACUUAAAAUGUAUAAUGAAUUAUUUCAAUUUCAACUAAAAUUAAAGUGGGCUCUUUGGACAUUGGAGAACUUAAAAUUCAGCGAUCUUGAAGGUUCAAAAUUAACGAACAUUAUCAACAAAGUUGAUAACUUUUAUGCUAAACGCCUGCAAUGCUUACGUUUUUGGUUAAUACAUGCAAUAGGAUCUGUACACAGUUAUGUAACCGGGCAAGUCCUACAAGGAUUAGGUUUUGUAUUGGAAAAAACACUAAAUGAAGUUAACGAUCUUGACACCAUAAUAGCAGUUCACAAUAAAUACUUACAGAAAAUGCGUGUGCAUUGUUUUCUGACGCUAGAAUUUCGAGACCUGAUGGUAACAAUAAAUAAUCUAUUUUACAUGUGCGUUCACGUGCAAAAUAAAUGGAAGAGUGAUGCCUCUGCAACAUUCACUAAUUUGAAGGAACUUGAUUUAAUGGAAAGCGCUUAUGUCAACUACCAUACCCAUUUCGCUUUGGCAUUGCAUAAUGCGGUGCAACAUAAGGAUGCGGACUACUGUGAGUAUACAAUGUUAUAAAUAGAAGUACAGACC